AUGGCUUCCAAGGCCGAGUCGCCCGUCUCCUGCACCCCGCCCAAGCCCUCGCCGGUGGGCGCCGACGAGAUGCGCGCCGUCGCGCGCAAGUUCGCCGACCAGCCCGUGCAGAACCCGGAGCCCGGCGUCUGGGCCGUCCUCACCGCCAUCUCCAAGAAGGCCCGCCUCCGCGCCGAGGGGAUGAACAUUCUUUUGAGUGCUGACGAGCACAUUCUGGGCCGCACGACCGAGAACCCGCGCUUCAGGAUUUCUGUUUUGGCAGUCAGUGGGAAUCAUUGCAAGAUAUAUAAGGACACUGUGAUAGGGGAGCUGCAACGCGAUGAACCUGUGCCUGUUUACCUCAAGGACACGAGCACGAAUGGCACAUAUGUCAACUGGAAUAAGGUUACGAAACGAUCACCUCCAACCAAGCUUAAUCAUGGGGACAUCAUAUCAUUUACCCAACCUCCUCAUCACGAUGCCUCUUAUGCAUUUGUCUAUCGGGAAGUUAAUGCGGUCAGCUGCGUAGGGAAUGGUACUACCAUACUCAAAAGAAAAUCAGGGGAGGUUGGUUCUGAAAGCAAGAGGCUAAAAGGUCUGGGCAUUGGUUCAUCUGAUGGUCCUGUUUCACUAGAUGAUAUUCGAAGACUAGAAAAAUCUAAUGCAGAGCUCAGGGAACAACUCGAGGCACAUGUUGUGACAAUUGAGACAUUGAGAGCUGAAAGCAAAACAGCUGAAGCGCAGCAUGAAAAGCAACUAUAUGAUUAUCAAAUUAUACGCAUGACUGCCCUUCCCUGUAACCAAAUUUUUGGUGCAAAUCUGAUGAUGCAGGAACUAAAGGAGUUCAAAGAAACUACAUCAAGUUCUUAUCUCGAGCAAACUAAAUCUCUUCAGCUAGCACUAGAGGGGAAACAGAAACAGCUAGAUUCUCUUAGUACAUUAAACACAGAGUUGCAGAAUUCCAUUAAAGAUCUGGAUGAGAGGCUUAGUGCAUCUAAGCAAUCACGUGCUGAUGCUGACGAGAUAAUUCACAGCCAAAAGGUAAAUAUAUGUGAGCUUGAGGAACAGCUAAGCGAGGAGAGAAACUUAAGAAUAGAGGAGCGUGAUAAGGCUACAGAAGACCUUAAAUCUGCGCUGCAUAAAGUACAAGCAGAGGCUCAAGACGAAAUGAAGAGACAGACAGAGGCUUACCUUAAACAACAAAAGGAACAGAAAGAGUUUAUCGUCAAGCUUCAGGAAUCGGAAAAGGAAACCCGUUUGCUUGUGGAAGCAUUGAGGUCCAAGCUGGAAGACUCUCGUGAAAGCCUUGUAACAUCUGAGAAAAAAGUGCGAGAACUGGAAACUCAACUCCAGGAUGAGCAACUCGUGUCUGCUAAAAGUCAAAAGAAAUCUGAUAAUCUGGAAACUGAACUGCGAAAGCUCAAGAAAGAACUUGAAAACGAAAAGGCUGCUCGGGAAGAAGCGUGGGCAAAGGUCUCAUCUCUUGAGCUUGAAGUAGCUGCUACAAUGAGAGAUCUAUCAAUUGAAAAACGUAGGUAUCAAGGGGCCAGAGAAAGAGUUAUUUUACGAGAGACCCAACUGCGUGCUUUCUAUUCAACUACGGAAGAGAUCUCUUCUCUAUUUGCGAAACAGCAGGAACAGCUUAAGGCUAUGCAGAGAACUUUAGAGGACGAAGAGAACUAUGAGAGCACCUUGCUGGGUCUUGAUCUCAAUGAAGUAGCAGUAGCAAAUGUGAACACCGAUGUUGCCCGUGCAAAGCCAGUAGACUAUGCAAAAGAUACAAUGUCGGGUGCUUCAGCAGAGAAUACCCAAGCAAGUGAACAUAGUUCCACCGAUGAAGAAAUGACCGAGCAGCAGGACGGUGGUACCAGAAUUGAAGGGGGCACUCAAGACUUAGAGUGCACCAGUCCAGAAAGGACAAUAGAGAAAAUCGGAUCUGAUUCUCAUGGUGACUACACUGCAACAGCUCCUGAGCAAGAGACCGAGCAAGUUCUGGAGACUGAAAGCCAAAUCGGUAAUGUUGGCUGCAAUGAUCAUAAUUCCAUUAACAGCGUUAUGGGGGGAGAGACUUUGCAGCUAGAGGAUGAAAUGCAGGCACAACAAGAAACUGAGGAAUCUAACUUGAUUCCAAAAGAGGGAGGGCAGCCACUAGUUAAUGAGGAACAGCAAUCCCUAACCCUCAAAGAUGGCAUUGGUCAGUGUUCUGAAGGGAAACAUGAGGGCGACUGCUCUGCGAGCAAACCUGACGACACGCAGGAUGGAACUAUUCGCACAGCUGAUCUGUUGGCCUCAGAAGUUGCCGGUAGCUGGGCAGUGGAAACAGGACCGUCUGUCAAUGGGGAGAAUGAGUCUCCGUGCUGCUCGGAAGACGUGGGUGGUGACCCCUCUGAAGGACACGAUGAUGACGCAGGGGAAAGAACAGCAGCUGAUGCCCUGACCAGUUUGGUGAACUCUGAUGGCCACUCAGCGGGUAGCCAGACUAAUGCGGAUGGUCGUCGUGCUAUUAAUCAUAUGAUUGGACUUCUUGAUCCUGAAAAGAAGCUUCCAGGAAACUUCGUUGAAGAUAGUGAGUCUGAUGCUGAGACUCGGGACGGUAGCGAGGCCGGGGAUGCAGAUAUUGACAGUGAAGCCAUGGUUGAGGACUCUGUGGGUUAG
Triticum turgidum subsp. durum (durum wheat) is the source of this 2634-nucleotide messenger RNA. The record is from the annotation of a GenBank genome assembly. Lineage: Eukaryota; Viridiplantae; Streptophyta; Magnoliopsida; Poales; Poaceae.